Molecule: messenger RNA, 3792 nt
Organism: Agelaius phoeniceus (red-winged blackbird)
Lineage: Eukaryota; Metazoa; Chordata; Aves; Passeriformes; Icteridae
Source: RefSeq, a predicted model, not a curated record
AUGGGCACAGGGGAUUAUCUCUGCAUUGCUAUGAGCGGAGGGGCACCGUGGGGCUUCAGGCUGCAAGGGGGCAAGGAGCAGAAGCAGCCUUUGCAAAUCGCCAAGGUUCGCAGCAAAAGCAAAGCAGCCAAGGCUGGACUGUGUGAGGGGGAUGAGGUGGUGUCUAUCAAUGGCAAGCCUUGUGGAGACCUGACCUAUGCUGAAGUCAUUGUUCUGAUGGAAAGCCUGACUGACGUCCUGCAGAUGCUUAUCAAGAGAUCCUCUAGUGGAAUAAAUGAAACCUUGAACACUGAAAGAGAAAAUGGGAAGCACGAGAACAUAAAAAUUGAGGACUAUGGGGAGAACACCACACUGCAAAUGAACACAGAGCAAGAGAUACCCCACGGAGAUUUAUGCAUCACAGAGAUUUACAGUGGGACUCACCACGGAGCACAAGAAAGCAACACACACUUUGCUGAAACAAAACAAGAGACCACACAAAGCCACAGAAUUCCUCCUAAAGUGAUAGCCACCCCUAAAGUGAUCGUGACAGAUGAGGCUGGUGUCAGAGGGGUGGCAGAAGAAGGGCCAGGUGCCAUGGUUGAGCUGCAGGUGUCCCUCUCAAAUGACGCCCACAAGGCCACCAGUGCUCCUGCUGUGACUCUCCUGGGGGCAGAGAAGUUCCCCCCUUCAAGCAGAGGCCCCAGUGCACAGCAGGGUGGGAGCAGCCCCCUCAUCGCAGUUCCCCUGGCUGUGAAGGAGGGCAACAUCCAGUGGUCAAACAAAGUAGUCCACUUUUCUAGCAGCAAGGAGGUCAAGAGGAUCCAAGGUGCAGCUCCAUCUAUCCCCAGGGUGGAGGUGAUCCUGGACUGCUCAGACAGGGAGCAGGAAGCGCCCAGGUCUCCAUCUGAAAGGGGGUGUGUUGAUUCUCAAGUGGAAGGAGGGCAGUCAGAAGCACCUCCUUCCCUCCUCUCCUUUGCAAUCUCAGCAGAAGGCACAGUGCAGGGAGAAGACAGCAAGCACUCGGAAAAGGAGCACAGACCUCUCAAGCACAGGGCAAGGCACGCAAGGCUCCGACGAAGCGAGAGCCUGUCGGAGAAGCAGGUGAAAGAGGCCAAAUCUAAAUGUAAAAGCAUUGCACUGCUGCUGACAGCAGCUCCCAACCCCAAUUCCAAGGGGGUGUUGAUGUUCAAGAAGCGCCGCCAAAGGGCGAGGAAAUACACUUUAGUCAGCUACGGGACUGGGGAGUUGGAACGUGACGAGGACGAGGAGGAAGAGGGUGAAGGUGAAGAGGGGGACAAGGAAAACACUUUUGAGGUGAGUUUGCUUGCAACAAGUGAGUCAGAAAUAGAUGAAGAUUUUUUCUCUGACAUUGACAAGGACGGCAAGAUCGUGACAUUUGACUGGGACAGUGGUCUGCUCGAGGUGGAAAAGAAGACAAAAAGUGGAGAGGAGAUGCAGACACUUGCAGACAGCACAGGGAAAGGGGCCCUCAUGUUUGCCAAGAGGCGGCAGAGGAUGGAUCAGAUUACGGCAGAGCAAGAGGAGCUGAAGGCAAGCACAGUGCAGACAGAGGAGCACAGGGAAAGCACCGUGACAGAGAACUUCCAGAAAGUGAGCUCGUCUGUCUAUCAGUCAAAAGAGGAGGAAAUGUCAAGACAGCAGAGUUGUGUGAGCAAAAGUUACACAGACGUGAGCCAGAAUCACAGCAAAGUGGUACAACAAAAUGGCUUUGGCUUAGCACCUGGCACAAACCUCUCUUUUCAGUCCUCUGGAACUCAAAAGGCAGCAUCUUUGAAUAAAACAGCAAAACCCUUCCCUUCUGGAGUUCAAAACCGAGCAGCUGCACCAUUUUCACCUGUAAGAAAUGUCACCAGUCCCCUUUCAGAUGCAGCAGCACCACCUCCUUACUGCUCUGUCAGCCCACCAGCUGAGGCUUUCUACAGACCUGUCUCAGCUCCUGUGGCCAGCAAGGCUGCCCCGCCCGCGUGGGCAGCCACGGAGCCCACGGAACACAUCGCGUCCAGGGAUGAAAGGAUUGCCGUGCCAGCCAAAAGAACUGGGAUAUUGCAGGAGGCAAAGAGAAGAAGCACUUCCAAACCCAUGUUCAAUUUCAAGGAUGCACCCAAAGUAAGUCCUAAUCCUGCCCUGUUGUCCCUUGUACACAAUGCAGAAGGCAAAAAAGGGACCGGAGCUGGUUUCGAGUCAGGACCCGAAGAAGACUACCUCAGUUUGGGAGCAGAAGCUUGCAAUUUCAUGCAGACUCAAGCAUCUAAACAAAAGGCCCCUCCUCCUGUUGCUCCAAAGCCUUCACUCAAGGUGCCUCCUUCUGCUAGUUCUCCAGUUUCACCGGUUUGGUCACCUUCAGCUGCGGCUUCCAACAAGCCUCCCUCUUUCCCGGCACCAGCCUCACCUCAGGCAGCGUAUCCUGCACCACCCAAAUCUCCACAGUAUCCUCAUUCUCCCAUCCAUCCCCCAAGCACUCUCGACCUUGCUGGUCCUUUCAAAGGGCCUCAGGCCAGCCUGGCGAGUCCAAACCUUGCCCCCAAGGCAACACCAGUCACCCCAAGCUCUGGAGAAACAAAGCCUCCCUUCGAAAUGCCACCAGCUAUGAGUGGGAAAGGAGCACAGCUGUUUGCCAGGAGGCAUUCCCGAAUGGAGAAGUAUGUGGUGGAUUCAGAGACUGUGCAGGCAAACAUGGCACGAGCAGCAUCUCCAACUCCAUCUUUACCAGCUUCUUGGAAAUACUCAUCUAAUGUCCGAGCACCUCCACCCGUCGCUUAUAAUCCCAUCCACUGCCCAUCUUACCCUCCUGCUGCUACCAAGCCUUCCUCUAAAGCCCCUGCUGCUACCAAAAACACAAAAAGAAAACCUAAGAAAGGUCUCAAUGCUUUGGAUAUCAUGAAACAUCAACCUUAUCAACUCGAUCCAUCUUUAUUUACUUUCCAGCCUCCUAAGGAAAGCCUUGCCCUGAAGCAGACAUCGAAGCUGUCCCCUUCAAAGCAAACACUGCCUUUACCCAGCUACCUUCCACCUGGUGCUGGCUCUCCCACGAGGGCCCGGCCCUCCUCGGUGUACUCCGUGCCAGCCUAUGGGUCCCAGCCUUCGUUCCCGUCCAACGCCUCUCUCCCAGGGAAUGAAUCAUUUUCACCCACGGGCUACUCUGUCUUUUCUAAGCCAGAAACCACCACAUCCUCUUUGUUUACUGCUCCGAGGCCAAAAUUUUCAGCCAAGAAAGCUGGUGUCACUGCACAGGUCACUGGCCGCUCACUAUCGCUUCCUGGGAGACCUUCUUCAUUCAUCCCUCGAGCCAUGUCUCCUACUUCUCCUCUUGUAUUUCAGCCUGCCCCUGACUACUUCAGCAAGCCAGACACAGCAGCUGACAAGCCUGGCAAGAGACUGACUCCCUGGGAAGCAGCAGCCAGAUCUCCCCUUGGCCUAGUGGAUGAAGCUUUUGGCCCCCAAAGCAUGCAGGAAUCCGUUGCUGCUAACGUGGUGUUGGCUGCUCGCAGGAAAACGCUUCCUGAGCCACCAGAUGAAUGGAAACUUAAAGUUUCUUAUGAGCCCCCAGCCCCGAGUGGUAGCGUAGCCUCACUGGGAGGGAAGCAAUCAGGAGUUCUAUCACCCCAAAAAAGCUCCCUGUCUGCCCCAAGUGCCCCCCAGGCUGGCCCUAAGCUGCAGUAUCCCUACUGCACUCAGCGCUCCACAACGGAUCCCGAUAUAAUGUCCAUGGAUUCCAGGUCUGACUAUUGCUUGUCAACAGCUGAUUCAAACUACAAUCCACAGCCAAGGGGAUGGAGGCGUCCAACAUGA